Messenger RNA from Staurois parvus, 361 nucleotides. NCBI's taxonomy places the organism in Eukaryota, Metazoa, Chordata, Amphibia, Anura, Ranidae. The record is from the annotation of a GenBank genome assembly.
CUAAAACAUAAUACAGUGCAACCAAACCAAACCAACCACCCACAGAUAACAGUACAUACAAGCAAGCGUCGUCAGGCAGGCCGGGUCAAUAUCAAUAGGGCAGGUAGGUACAGGGGGAGCAAGCGGAGAUGGGUCGGGGUCACAGGCCAGGUUCAGCAGGUAGCAAGCAGCGUAGUACAGAGGGUCAGGCAGAGGGAUGGUCAGGGUCACAAGCCAGGGAUCAGAACAGGAGAAGACAGCAGAGGUCAGGAUCAGGCAGGGUAGGCAACGAGUAAGUCAGGCAGGAACAGGAACGCAGGUAACAAGAUACAGGGGCCCAUGGAAAAACACACACCAAGGCCCAGACUGCAGGUCUGGCCAU